Eptesicus fuscus (big brown bat) is the source of this 3116-nucleotide messenger RNA. RefSeq names its product pre-mRNA processing factor 40 homolog B (gene PRPF40B). The record is from RefSeq and is a predicted model, not a curated record. The transcript is spliced from 25 exons. Gene Ontology annotation, cellular component: U1 snRNP; U2-type prespliceosome. Gene Ontology annotation, biological process: mRNA cis splicing, via spliceosome. The coding region runs from base 58 to 2673 and encodes 871 amino acids. NCBI's taxonomy places the organism in Eukaryota, Metazoa, Chordata, Mammalia, Chiroptera, Vespertilionidae. Gene Ontology annotation, molecular function: protein binding; RNA binding.
CCCGAUUCUGGUCCCCGGCCCCCAGCAGCGCCUGCCCCCUUCCCACCGGGGCCCCCCAUGAUGCCACCACCCUUCAUGCCCCCUCCAGGAAUCCCUCCGCCCUUCCCUCCCAUGGGGCUACCACCCAUGAGUCAGAGACCACCAGCCAUCCCCCCCAUGCCACCUGGCAUCAUGCCCCCGAUGCUACCACCAAUGGGGUCACCACCACCACUCACACAGAUACCAGGAAUGGUACCUCCCAUGAUGCCAGGAAUGCUGAUGCCUGCAGUGCCUGUCACCGCAGCGACGGCUCCAGGUGUGGACACCGCCAGCUCUGCUGUGGCUGGGACAGGCCCUCUGAGGGCCCUAUGGAGUGAGCAUGUAGCCCCUGAUGGGCGCAUCUACUACUACAAUGCUGACGACAAGCAGUCCGUGUGGGAGAAGCCCAGCGUGCUCAAGUCCAAGGCGGAGCUGCUGCUGUCCCAGAGUCCCUGGAAAGAGUACAAGUCGGACACAGGCAAACCUUACUACUAUAACAACCAGAGUAAGGAGUCCCGCUGGACCCGGCCGAAGGACCUGGAUGACCUCGAGGCUCUAGUCAAACAAGAGGCUGUAGGGAAACAGCAGCAGCAGCCCCAGACACUACAGCCACAGCCUCCUCAGCCACAGCCUGACCCCCCACCUGCGCCUCCUGGCCCUACCCCACUGCCUAUAGGCCUCCUAGAACCUGAGCCAGGUGGGAGUGAAGACUGUGAUGUGUCAAAUGCUGUCCAGCCCCUGGAGCAGGGGUUCCUGCAGCAGCCAGAGGAGGGCCCCAGCAGUUCUGCUGGACAGCAUCAGCCACAACAAGAGGAAGAAGAAUCAAAGCCAGAACCAGAGAGGUCUGGCCUCAGUUGGAGUAACCGUGAGAAGGCAAAGCAGGCCUUUAAGGAACUGCUGAGGGACAAGGCUGUCCCCUCCAAUGCCUCAUGGGAACAGGCCAUGAAGAUGGUGGUCACCGACCCCCGUUACAGUGCCUUGCCCAAAUUGAGUGAGAAAAAGCAGGCAUUUAAUGCCUACAAGGCGCAGCGGGAGAAGGAGGAGAAGGAAGAGGCGCGGCUGAGGGCCAAGGAGGCCAAGCAGACCUUGCAGCACUUCCUGGAGCAGCAUGAGCGCAUGACCUCCACCACCCGCUACCGGCGGGCAGAACAGACUUUUGGGGAGCUGGAGGUCUGGGCUGUGGUCCCCGAGAGGGAUCGAAAGGAGGUUUAUGAUGAUGUCCUCUUCUUCCUGGCCAAGAAGGAGAAGGAACAGGCCAAGCAGCUACGGCGCCGCAAUAUCCAGGCCCUGAAGAGCAUCCUGGAUGGGAUGAGUAGCGUCAACUUCCAAACCACAUGGUCCCAGGCCCAGCAGUACCUCAUGGAUAACCCCAGCUUUGCUCAGGACCAUCAGCUUCAGAACAUGGACAAGGAAGAUGCGCUGAUCUGCUUUGAGGAGCACAUCCGAGCUUUGGAGAGGGAGGAGGAGGAGGAGCGGGAGCGGGCCCGGCUUCGGGAGCGGCGCCAGCAACGCAAGAACCGGGAGGCCUUCCAGACCUUCCUGGAUGAGCUGCAUGAGACAGGGCAGUUGCACUCUAUGUCCACCUGGAUGGAACUGUACCCAGCGGUCAGCACUGAUGUCCGCUUUGCCAACAUGCUGGGCCAGCCGGGCUCCACCCCUCUGGACUUGUUCAAGUUCUAUGUGGAGGAGUUGAAGGCACGAUUCCAUGAUGAGAAGAAGAUCAUUAAGGACAUCCUUAAGGACCGGGGCUUCUGUGUGGAGGUGAACACAGCCUUUGAGGACUUCGCCCACGUCAUAAGCUUUGACAAGAGGGCUGCUGCGCUGGACGCAGGCAACAUCAAGCUGACCUUCAAUAGUCUACUGGAGAAAGCAGAGGCACGGGAGAGAGAGCGGGAGAAGGAGGAGGCACGAAGGCUGCGGCGCAGGGAAGCUGCCUUUCGAAGCAUGCUGAGGCAGGCCGUGCCUGCUCUGGAGCUGGGCACUGCUUGGGAAGAGGUCCGUGAGCGCUUUGUGUGCGACUCAGCCUUUGAGCAGAUAACCCUGGAGUCGGAGCGGAUCCGGCUCUUCCGGGAGUUCCUGCAGGUACUGGAGACUGAAUGCCAGCACCUCCACACGAAAGGCCGGAAGCAUGGCAGAAAAGGCAAGAAGCACCAUCGCAAACGUUCCCACUCGCCCUCAGGCUCCGAGUCGGAAGAGGAGGAGCUGCCCCCACCGUCUCUCCGGCCCCCCAAGCGGAGGCGGCAGAACCCCUCCGAGUCUGGCUCUGAGCCCUCUUCCUCACUUGAUUCAUUUGAAAGUGGGGGUGCUGCCCUUGGAGGACGGGGCUCCCCAUCCUCCCGUCUUCUCCUUGGAUCAGAUCAUGGCCUUCGGAGAGCCAAGAAACCAAAAAAGAAAGCUAAAAAGAGAAGACACAAGUCGAACAGUCCUGAGAGUGUGACAGACCCGGAGGAGAAAGCUGGCAAGGAGAGUGAUGAGAAAGAGCCAGAACAGGACAAGGACAGGGAGCUCCGGCUGGCAGAGCUCCCUAAUCGCUCCCCAGGUUUUGGAAUCAAGAAGGAGAAGACGGGCUGGGACACAUCAGAAAGUGAGCUGAGUGAGGGAGAGCUGGAAAGGCGGCGGCGGACACUCCUGCAGCAGCUGGAUGACCACCAGUGAACUGACCAGCGGCUCUGCCUUGGGUCUGUGGCUACUAGGUCACCCUCACCGUCUGCCCCAGACUUCUUCCUUAGUCUGGUCUGUGUCCAUUUUUCCUCAAGUAACCCCACUCCCAACACACCAUUGCCAGCACCUGCCGAGGUUGCUCGUGGUGGUCAACAGUCCCCUACUUCCCGGACAACUAGUGCAGUCCUUGCCCUCAGCCCCACACAAGAUUGGUGGUGUAUGCCACGUGGGGAGGGUGGUGCCAGUAGAUAGAAUGGGAGAAGGGGCCUCCAGGGAAGAGUGACAGGCUGGUGGACACAGCCUGGGUGGCAGAGGGCGGGGUCCUUACCCUUUAGCAUCAGUGCCUGCUCCUGCCUGCACGGGGCCCUGGGGCUCCAACCACUCCUCCCUCCAGCCCUGGGACCCUGUGUAUGUGUGUUUUGUUUUAUAAAUAACAA